GUACGUGCAAAAACCAAGGUCCCCAUAAAUAGCGAAAUUUCACGAAAACCCUAAUAGCAGUCGUUUUUUCCUUUGGGAUUUGCAGGAAGAAAAUAGAAGAGAAGAGAGCGAUGAAGGUUGUUGCGGCGUACCUCCUAGCGAAACUCGGCGGCAAUGAGAAUCCAUCCGUUGGUGAUCUGAAGAAGAUCUUGGAAUCUGUUGGUGCAGAGAUCGAUCAAGUGAAGAUAGAUUUGUUUUUCUCUCUGAUCAAAGAUCACGAACUGACCGAGCUUAUCGCGGUUGGACGAGAGAAGAUGGCUGCUCUAUCUUCCGGUGGCCCUGCGGUUGCGGUUGCUGCCGGUGGAGGCGGUGCCGCUGCUCCUGCUGCUGAGCCUGCGGCGGCUGAGAAGAAGAAGGAAGAGGAGAAAGAGGAAUCAGAAGACGAUGGUGGAAUGAUGAGUCUCUUCGAUUAAUCUUGAUGGUAGAAGUUUCGGUCUGCGUAUUAUUUUCUCCCUUUUUAUGCCUUUUUCAUAACUAGGGCUUCUAGAUUCGUGUGGUUUCCUGGAUUAUUAUAGUUCUGGUGAGAAUAAAUAUUUUGAAUAAUGAAGUUUUUUCUAUGAAUUCUAAAGGGAUUUUGCUAGUGUUUAACUCAGACUUCAGCAUCAUAUAAAUAAACGUAUUCUGUU
This is a messenger RNA of Raphanus sativus (radish), 665 nucleotides long. RefSeq names its product 60S acidic ribosomal protein P2-5. Gene Ontology annotation, biological process: cytoplasmic translational elongation. Lineage: Eukaryota; Viridiplantae; Streptophyta; Magnoliopsida; Brassicales; Brassicaceae. The transcript has a single exon. The record is from RefSeq and is a predicted model, not a curated record. Gene Ontology annotation, molecular function: structural constituent of ribosome. Gene Ontology annotation, cellular component: ribosome; cytosolic large ribosomal subunit. The coding region runs from base 111 to 452 and encodes 113 amino acids.